GGGGGGGUGCAUCUGAUCCAGUCUGGGGGUGUGAGAGGUGUCCGUCUGUCCCGUCCUCACACCUCCCUGGACUUCCCGUCCUCCCAGCUCCUCGUCAACUGUCACCUCUUCCCCAGAGAGUUCUCCAUCGUCACCACCCUGAAGGUCAGCCUCGUCGCCACUAAGGUAAGGGCCAGGGGUUAGAAACACCUGCAGCAGCAUUACAACAGGAAGUGACAUCAUCGACGACGUGGGGAAUGUUCAGUGUAUUUUGUUUUUAUUGCCUCUUCUCACUGUGUGAUGAUCUGUCUCAUCCUGUCUUUCAGAAAAACGAGUACAUCUUUUCUGUGGUGGAGGAAAAGGAAGAAGAGCAUGCAAGGAAUGGAAAGAGGAAGGGAGGAACAGAUGGAGAUGGGUACAAAGAGAAGGAUGGAGAACGAGGAGAGAGGGAUGAUGAGAGGGAUGGAGAGACAGAUGGAGAAAGAGAAAUGGACGGAGAGAAGAGGAAGGGAAGUAGAGAUGGAGAGAACAGCAACGGUCGGGGGCGGCUUCUGAUUGGCCUGCGGUUCUCCAGAGACGGUCUCCACUUCCUGUUCAGAGGUCGCAGCGGGGGGGUCAUGGCGCGCUGGGUGUUCCGAGGCGUCCAAUUGGCUGAUGAUCACUGGCACACGUUGGUGUUAGCAUUUAGCGGACACUACGCUACUCUCACUGUGGACUGCAACACACACCUGGAACUGUGAGUUGCUUUCUCCGGCUCUCCUUCUCUCUCUCUGUAUCCCUUUUCUCUGUCUGUCUGUAUUAAAUGUCUGUAAUGAUGAUGAUGAUGUUAUCAUGUGUGUUCAGCAGGGUUCACUCCAAGUCGUUGCCCUCUGACCUAAGUGUUCAGGGUUCCAGAUUCCACAUCGGCAGCCGAGGAAGAUGGAAAGGCCUGUUCUCAGUAAGAACCAACACACACUCCAACCCUCUCUCUAGAACCUAUAUACACUAGAAUUACACUAGUAGUAAUGGCUACAUGAUGGCUUGAUAAGAGGGACACAAUGGGUUAUGCCAAUACUCUACAAAUAACUAGCUUUCCUCUCCGUCCGUCCUCCCCCUGUCCCUCCCUCCCUCCUUCCCAGGGUCUGAUCAGACAGCUGGUCCUGGUGCCAGGCUCUGGUGCCACCGCUCGUGUCUGCCCGUCCUCCAACCCCAGGCUGGCAGAGCUGUCUGUGCCCGCGGUGCUGCUGGACCUACCACUCAAAGAGACUAGGAGUGACCUCACCCUGCCUUCAUAUGGUAUACUGUCUCUCUCCUAUCUUCUCUGCCCCCUGAUCUCUCUCACAAAUCUGACUCUUUUCUCUGACUCUUUUCUCUCUCUCCCGUCCUGCCUCACCCUGUACCUCUAUCCUCUACUGCCCCUCCAUCCACUCUGCUCCCCUCCCACCCUCUACCCUCCAGAGACAGAGGUACGGGUGUCUGUGGGGCUGGAGCCGUCCUGUUCCGGUUCAGUAAGAGGACAGUUGUGGUUCAACCCUGUCAGGAGAGCGCUCUACCUCUGUGAUGGUACACUCUGGGUCCCCAUGCUGCAAGGUGGGUCCUCCUCACACACACACACACACACACACACACACACACACUGACCUCUCUAUCACUUCUACAGAGUCCCAGAGACUAGACUAUGUCUUGGAGCAGCAGGUCCUCUCCACCAGUUCAGAGACGUAUGAUAUGGAGGUAUUCCUUUUAAACAUAAAACAAAAAACAUAAAUAUGAAUACAUUAUUAUACAUUAUUGUUUAAAAUAAGACAUAGUUGUAGAUUAAACUGGUUUUCAACCUCUCUCUCUAUCACUCUAUGUCUGUCUGUCUGUCUGUCUGUCAUGUCUAGGUGUUCAGUGUACAAGGGCUGGGUUUGAUGGCAGCCAUGGCCCACCGCUCCCCCUCCCUGGGCUCUGCAGUCUACCUCUGGAGAGACGGAGGCUUUCACCUUUACCAGAAGAUCAGCACACAUGGAGCUCUCUCCUGGAGACACUUUACUAUGGGGAAGAAGGUAUAGGAAGACAUCUUAGAGAUCUUUAAAUACACUUGAAAUGCAAUUGUAUUUGUUAAUUUGUUGGUUUAACUUGUUGUAGAUAUUCCUGGUGGUGUCUAACUCCAGGGAGAGCACAGGGAAGGAGGAGACAGUGGAGAAGGAUGAACUGUCAGUGAUCUACAGGUGGAAUAAAAAGACACAGAGGUUUGUUCAUUACCAGGCGCUGCAGACACACUGUGCACGGGACUGGGAGGCCUUCCGCAUCCAAGGACAUACCUACCUCGCCGUGGCCAACCACAGACAAGGUAGGAACUGGCUACAGCCAAUCAUGGACCAGGUAAGGACUGGCUUCAUCCAAUCACAAAUAAGCUAUAACCUGACUGCAGCCAAAUCUUUGUGAUGCUGAAAAGACCUUGUAGAAAAGUAUAUUCAACUUAAUUACAGUACAUGAGUUGCACAGUAGGUUGAUGGCACCUUAAUUGGGGAGGACAGGUUCAUAGUAAUGGCUGAAAUUGAAUAAUGGAAUGUUAUCAAACUCAUCAAACACAUGGUUUCCACAUUUCAUUCACUCCAUUCCAGACAUUAUUAUGAGCUGUCCUCCCCUCAGCAGCCUCCUGUGAUGAGCUGCAAUACAAAUAACUCAGUAUAUAUAUAUAUACAGUAUAUGAGUUGCAAUGAUCUCUUCCUCUCCCUACCCGCUCCCUUCCUCUAGGUAAUACUAACCACACCAUAGACAGUGUGGUCUACAAGUGGGACCGUGGCACGCAGUUGUUUGAACCUCACCAAGCCCUGCGGACCUCGGGGGCUUACGACUGGGAAGCCUUCACGGUCGGACCCUACCACUUCCUGGCUGUGGCGAACGCGUUCGACGGACUGACCACUCACGUUGACUCGGUCAUCUAUGUCUGGGUGGAUGGAAGUUUCCGCUUGUUUCAGACUAUUAAGGUGAGAGAGGGAGAGAGAGAGAGAUGAAGGUGAAGUAGAAGGAAGAGACAGAGGGAGAGGAAGAGGGAGAGUAAGGAAGAGGAGGAUGGCAAGGGGGAAGGGAGAGAGGGGGGAGAUUGGCAGAAAUCCUAAAACAGCACAACCACCCACACCACGGAACUAAGAGAUGACAAAAAUAGAGCAUGUGUAGUGGAGCAGAAUUUGCAUGUUAGAUCCAGCUUUGACAGAUAACUGAUAGUGAAUCAGACAUUUGAAUGGAACCACAUGUGAGGUGAAGUUGACUGACUGGCAGACUGAAACCACAAAAAGACUCUGCUUUGAUUGCUAGGGAAUUCCAAUGUCUGCAUGAUUCUAUGGUCUCUCUUUCUUUCGCUUUCUUUCUUUCUCUCUCUCUCUCUCUGUGUCUCUCUCUCUCUCUGUCUGUCUCUCUCUCUCUGUGUCUCUCUCUCUCUGUCUGUCUGUCUCUCUCUCUCUCUCUCAGACUUUCUGUGCCACAGACUGGGAGAUGUUCCAGAUCGGCAGCAGGGUUUUCCUGGUGGUUGCCAAUGGACACAGACUCCAUGGCAAUGGCCCCAGUCGCUAUGCCAUCAACUCGACCAUCUACGAGCUGGACAUGAGCUCUCAGCUGUUCCUGCGUUUUCAGGACAUAAUCACAUACAGGUACACAUGAACCUUUGUACAGGUGCACAUUUUCCCCACCUCUCCUCUCCCUUCCUUCUCUCUCUCAUUUCUCUGUCUGUCUCCCCCCUCAGUGCUGUUGACUGGGAGUUCUUCACAGUAGGAGAGGAGAGUUACCUGGUCGUUGCUAACUCAUUUGACGGAGAGUCUCACUCUCUGAACAGCAUUAUCUACAGGUAUUCACAUAAACACACUAGAAUUGGUCAUGGUGCUAUAAUUGAAUGGGUGAUAUAUUGUGAAUUUACUAUCAUUAUGGUGAUAUGUUAUAAAAUCAUCAUUAUCACGAUUUGUGUUGUGAACUUGAACUUGAACAUGAUAUGGAUGUGCACAGGUGGCAGGGAUACGAGGGUUUUGUUCCCAUUCACCGGCUUCCCACCAUCGGAUGCAGCGACUGGGAAUUCUUUACUUCCGGAGAGGAGUCCUAUCUGAUCUACUCCAGCGCCACAGCACCUCUCUCCAAAGUGUUCCGUCUGAAAACACACUGACAUGUGACCCAAUAUCAUUACAAAUCAGGGACAACAGUGAAAAACAUAACAAAUGAAAUCUCAACUGAUGU
This is a messenger RNA of Coregonus sp. 'balchen', 4164 nucleotides long. The record is from the annotation of a GenBank genome assembly. Lineage: Eukaryota; Metazoa; Chordata; Actinopteri; Salmoniformes; Salmonidae.